Molecule: messenger RNA, 772 nt
Organism: Musa acuminata AAA Group (dessert banana)
Lineage: Eukaryota; Viridiplantae; Streptophyta; Magnoliopsida; Zingiberales; Musaceae
Product: S-formylglutathione hydrolase-like
Exons: 5
Coding region: 16-576 (186 amino acids)
Biological process (GO): formaldehyde catabolic process
Cellular component (GO): cytosol
Molecular function (GO): S-formylglutathione hydrolase activity
Source: RefSeq, a predicted model, not a curated record
UCAGCCUCAUUUGGUAUGGACGCUGGAACAGGUGCUGGAUUUUAUCUAAAUGCUAAGGAAGAGAAGUGGAAAAAUUGGCGUAUGUAUGACUAUGUCGUUAAGGAGCUACCAAAAGUCCUCAGUGAAAAUUUUGAACAACUUGAUACAUCAAGGGCAUCAAUUUCUGGGCAUUCAAUGGGUGGCCAUGGUGCGCUGACCAUUUACUUGAAAAACCUUGAAAAAUAUAAGGCAGUUUCUGCUUUUGCACCUAUCACCAAUCCCACAAACUGCCCAUGGGGCCAGAAGGCCUUUUCAAACUAUUUGGGCAGCGAUAAAUCUGACUGGCAGGAAUAUGAUGCCACCUUGUUAAUUGAAAAGUGCAGCAAAAUUUCGACUCCUAUAUUAAUUGACCAGGGAGAGGAUGACAAGUUCCUUCACGAUCAGCUGUUGCCCCACAACUUCGAGGAUGCCUGCAAGGGUGCAAAUGCCCCGCUGGUGCUUCGGAUGCAACCUGGCUAUGACCAUUCCUACUACUUCAUUUCGACCUUCAUCGACGAUCACAUCCACCACCAUGCCAAAGCUCUUAAAUGUGCUUGAGUCCGUGGUCGCAAAAUAGACUUCAUGCCAUGGGAUCUCAGGAUGCGGCAGAUGUGUAGAAUUCACUUGUAGAAGUACUCUUACAACUAUUUCAAUGCUCUUGUUCCAACUGUGAACCAGAUAUUUGACUGCCUUCUGGUCACAACUCAGUAAGUCUGACCUUCUUCUAUUUCCAUAUCAUCCGCAUAUUAAUCUC